AUGAGUGGGAAUGGCCCUCAUACGGAGGCGCCCAUGUACUUUGAGGUGGAGGUCGGUCACCCGGAGCGGGACGACGAAGAAGAGGAGGACAAGAUCCACUUUGACAAAGAUGAUGACCUGAUUGCUGAGCCUUCAUCGUCUUCUGGUCGGGUGUACGACCGCACCACAGUGCUCAUUGAGCGGGACCCUAUUCGGCUGGAUGAGGAGGGCGAAGAAGAAGGUCACUGUGGAGGGGAUGAAGAUGGAGUAACCUUCUUAACAGAGGGCGAAGGUGAUGGAGACGAGGAGGAGGGCUCUCUGGCUUUUAUGGCUGACCCUGAUGCCAUGUCACAGGGCUAUGUGCAUCACACCAUUUCUGCAGACCAGAUCCAGUUCACAAUAAAUCCAGGCUCCACCCCCAUGCCACGCAACAUAGAGGGGGCCACUCUCACCCUGCACUCUGAGUGCCCAGAGACCAAGCAGAGAGAGGUGAAACGUUACCAGUGCAUGUUUGAGGGCUGCACAAGGACGUACAGUACAGCGGGAAACCUGCGGACACACCAGAAGACUCACCGGGGCGAGUACACAUUUGUGUGUAAUCAGCAGGGCUGUGGAAAGGCCUUCCUGACUUCUUACAGUCUAAAGAUCCAUGUCCGUGUUCACACCAAGGAGAAGCCGUUUGAGUGUGAUGUGCAAGGCUGUGAGAAAGCCUUUAACACGCUAUACAGAUUAAAAGCACACCAGAGACUUCACACAGGCAAGACAUUCAACUGUGAAUCGGAGGGAUGCACAAAGUAUUUUACCACACUCAGCGACCUGAGGAAGCACAUUCGUACACACACUGGGGAGAAGCCGUUCCGGUGUGACCACGAUGGCUGUGGCAAAGCUUUUGCUGCAAGUCAUCACCUAAAAACACAUGUACGGACUCACACAGGGGAGAAGCCAUUCAACUGUCCAAGUGACGGCUGUGAGAAGACUUUUAGCAGCCAGUACAGUCUGAAGAGUCACAUCCGGGGCCACGACAAAGGACAGUCCUUCAGCGUCACCCUCACCCACCCACUCUCUGAAGAUGCAAAUCACUCACUGUGCCUCAGUGACUUGAGCCUCAUCUCUACAGACUCAGAGCUACGAGAGAACAUUCAUAAUGCUCAAAAUUUGGACCUCAACAAUGUAACCCCAGUGAAAAUCUUUGAGCUCAUGUUCCAGAGUCCUGAAAACAGUGUCAGUCAAGAUGAUGCCCAUCACAACGAGAGCCUUGCUGAAUCCUUCAGCCUAGAGACCUCUACCCAACCGGGAGUGACUGAUGCCUCAUCUCUCAUCUCUUUCUCUAUCAAUCCUACCUCCUCAUCUUCCUGUUCUCACACAACUUCAGUUAUGGAGGCUUCUUCCCAGCUCAGUCAGAGUUCUUCCUCUCAGGCCUCCACCUCUGCCUCUGUCACUGCUACUGUCAGCUCCACACAGCCUCCCUCUUUCAUGCAACUAACUGGGCCUCAGCAGAUCUCCAAUGCGCCUGCUCAGGCUUCUGUCCAGGCACCAAACCACGCCCCCUCCCAGCACUACGUGGCACUGCCACCUCCGUUCCUGCAGCCGGACGGUGCCACCCAGACCACUCCUCUACCACCACCCAUCUCUGCUCCUCCUCCAGUGUCUCCAGCACUGACCACCACAGCACCAGGCACUGCCGCUGUGUCUGUCGUUGCAGCCACAACAACAGAUGCUCUGGCAGCUGUGGCUCAACCUGUGCCUUUGGCCACCAACCCUGCCCCCAACUCUGCACCUGGUUUGGCUCCCACCCCCACCACCAUCACCAUAGCACCAACCCAGAACCUGCUGCAGCCCAGCUUGGUCAUGUCUGACCAGAACCUCCAGUGGAUCCUCAGCAGCGCUGCCAGCAGCCAGCAGAACCCAGAGCAAGCCUCACAUCAAGGAGCUCCAAAAGUGGAAAAGGUUUUCUUCACUACAGCCAUACCAGUUGGAGGAAAUGCUGGCAACUCAGUCCAACAGAUCGGCCUCAGCCUGCCAGUCAUCAUCAUCAAACAGGAGGAAUCCUGCCAGUGCCAGUGCGCCUGCAGGGACUCUGCUAAAGACAAGAGUUCAAAGAGUGCCUCCUCCAUCAUUUCAGCCCCAGCACAGCAGCAAACGUCAGAGCCCCCUCCUCCCACACUGUCACAGCCCCCAGAGCCACCCCACCAUCCAGCCACCUCAUCUUCCUCAUGUUGCCCCCCUGAGUCUUCCUCCAAGGUGGGUGAGGUGAGCAUGGAGGCCCCCUCUUCUUCCUCCACCUCAGCUCAGACUUUCUCCUCGAUAGUGAGCAGCACUGCCGCUACUAACCCUCCUUCAUCUGACGGGUUAGCCAAUAUGGAUGUCUCGGACUUCCUCUCCCUGCAGAGCCCCGAGACGGCUGCCAACAUUGAGGCUCUGCUGCUGGUCGCGGAUGACUUCAACAUGGCCACUGAUGGCAAUCCUUAGAAGAGCUGCCUUCUGAGUCUGGCACCAUGUGUUCGUCUGUUGCACCCACUCAUCCACAGGCAUCGAUUCCACCCACAUCUCGAGUCACUCUGCUCGGCGGCGCCUCGUCUUUCUCCCUAUAUAGUGUGUGCUUUGAACCCCCUGUACCUGCAGUGCACUCUGUUCUGUAUGGCAUUGUGCAACAUAUAUACACAAACUAUGAAUACUUUCUCUGUUGAGACUCAUUGCAGUAGUUGAGUUUUUAGAAACAGGAUUAGUUUGCUUAUUGAGAUUUAGCAACGUUAAUGCUAAUUAAUGCAGGGAAAGGGCAGCAAAUCCUUUGUUAAAAACAUAAUCAAACUGUAUAUAAUAACCUUUGAUCUCCACUCUGAUUUGAAAGAAACAAGUGAGUGUUGUCCAAGCACUGAUAACUUAAGAGUUCCUUUUUCCUGGCUUGAAGGUCACAAACCUGAGCAGGAAAGCAAACCUUGUCUGUAUAUCCUUGUACUGUACUACAGGUCCUAACAAAUGCUUAAAGCUGGUAUGCAACUGACCAGAAUGCACUGUAUAUUAGAGGAAUUUGCUAUAAAUUUAUCAAGCAUUGCUCCCAGCAGGAAUUUGAAGGGGUUGGCCACAGAGCCUCCCCCCCAAUAUGGCUGUCAUACAAGAUGAAGUGAUUUCCUCAGUAUUUUUUUUUUCUAGGAAGAGUAGUGUAGUCCAGAAAAUGUGAUGAUUCUUUUCUACUUCUUUUGACAGUUAUUUACUAAUUGAGUGUAGAACCUGUGAUCUGAUCUGCCUAUCUCUUUACGUGAAAUUAAGUCAACACAUCAAUAAGUUGCCUAUAACUUAAACUAAUUUAAAAUUGUACAUGUUAAUUUAUUUAAAUGCUUGAUUCUUUCAUUAUACAGGUAAUACUGUUACCUUCAAGAGAGCAGAAAAAUCUAUUAUUAAUUUAUUCCGAUCACUUGUUGUAUUUUUAAGUUGAGCUGUUUUUGUUACUGAAUUGCUUUCCUUUCUAAGAACGUCAUGGGUAUUGCUCAAAGAAAGUUUGAGAAAAGAGGCACCUAUAGUAGACUGCACAGUGAAGCAAAUUAUCCUCUAGGAUCUGCUUGUUUGCAAAAAUUGUCCACAAUGAAAAAGUAUAAAGAACUACUGUCAACAUCCCAUGUUUUAUAGGGUUGUGACCCUCUCAGGGAUGCAUCAAGUCAUAACUGAUCCUGGUUCCCUUAAUUUGUUACUCAGACAUCUGUUUUCCUUACCCAGUGCCCCAUACUUGCAGUAGCCCUAAGUUUUGCUGCACUCUUCCCUGUUUAUUGCACACUAACCUGUAAAGUGAGUAAUCUGACAGCUCGUUAGCUGAGGUGCAGCACCACUACAGACUUUUUGUAUACAACUGCUGUAAAGUAGCAUUUAAAAGAUGGUGUCCUGGCGACAGUGUAUAUACAGUACAUUUUAGUGUAAACAUCUUUGAGAAACUUGUAGAUUAUUCUAGAAUUUGUAUUUUUGUAUAGACUUUUGAAUUACUAACUCUCAGAGUUUGGAGCUGAUGUAUAUCAUCUAUCCUUGCAUUCUUCCCCCAGUCACAUUCAUGCAGAAUAGUUUGGGUUUUUGCUGUGUUUAGUUGAGUAGAUCUACAAGCAGCUGGGCUUCUGUACAGUCCUUAUAGUACAAAAAAAAUAUAUGUAACUCAUAGCCCCCUGCUCAGAGUAUAAUUUAACAGUAUUCUUUCACAUGGGACACAAUGCAAUGAUGAUAGAGCGAAGGCAUUAUGCCCUGUAUACUAGAGUGUAGAGCUACUUGGCCUUACAACAUUAACUGUUCUAUGAGCCUCCUUGCCUUGACAUUCUCUGCUACAGACUUGCUACAGACUUACUACAGACUUGCCGCUGACAUGCCGACACACUCAUCUUCAGAGUCUCAGGCAAUCACUUCCGGCAGGAGAUCACACUGAGGCAAAAUCACUUCACAGAAAAGCUUGAUUUGUAUUGUUUUCCAGCUGUAGUGUUUGGAAAGUGAAGAAUGGAUAUGCAGCAUUUUUAAAACAUAUAUACGCAUAUAUAUAAAAUCAGCUACAUAACAGAUGCAGGUGAUGUGAUUCUGCAUUUUAGUUCCAGGUUAUAGGAUCAAAACUGAUGUGUCAUUUAUACCUUUUUUUUUGUUUGUUUGUUUUUUUUGGCUGUAAUUUGCAGGAGUGGCGCUUUCCCAUGAUUCACAGGUGCCAAGUUUGCAGUUAGAUAUGUUGUUAAAAGCUCCAGUCACAUUUUGUGCUCAAAACCAUUCCUCAUAUGCAGUAUUCGAUAUCAGGAGUGUCUAAAUCUGAUGUUUGCUCCACUGGAUUGCAUUUCCCUGUCAAGGCAUUCGGUGAAAUUACUGCCAGGAGUCAAGCUCAUACCAUCAUCAGUACACAUUCUCAUACACACAUACUAUCAAUGAACACAACUAUGCAAUUUUAAGUGUGGCAUUCGCAAGUUUAAACACUGACUCCAAGACAAAAAUGUUAUUUAUUCCUCCCUCCAUGGCACGGUAUUCUGCUGAAACCUUAUAUGCAGAACUCCAGUGGCAAAGUUGCCUUUCCAGUGCACACAUAUUAAGCAUGCCUCUUGAACUCCAGUACAUUGCAUUUCAUAUUACACAUUUGGAGUGGUGUGAAUCUGGAUUUUGUUAUGUGUCCAAGUACUGUUCCCAUGAAUGUUGCACCACAGCUGUCCCUUUUAUGUGCUAUUUUGCCUCUGAGGUAACUGGUUUAAAACCAACUGGAUUUAUUUGAAGGAGUACGAUUCUGUUUUAAGAAUUAUUUUUUGGUCAAAUGUAAGCAGCUUUUCCUUGUGUUUUUACACUUUAUGGGUACAUGUUUCAUUUGGGCUCACUUCAGUUAUGUAAUCAUCUCAGCCUUUCACAUAUUUAAAUUUUGAGUUGUGGAUAAUUUGUUGGCUCAUUUUCACCAGUGAAAGUCAAACUCCACACGGCUGACAAAUACCUAAAAUGUUAACGUCAGCAAAUCACAGAUGGUGACAUUUGUUUGGAAGCAGAUUGUUUGCAGAUGUGUAGCCAGAGAGUUUUUUGGAAAUUGAGAUCCAGAAUUUCUGCCGUCUCCAACAUUUUUCCAAAUGGGCAAUAUUUAAGAGAUGGAGAGGAAACUAGAUGCUUCCAAAGGAAUGUCGUGACACCCAAAGAGUGAGGAAUUGUUAAGGAUUUGUAUUUUUUAAAAAGAAUGUAUAAUGUGAAAAUGUUUGCUUUUGCUUGUUUCCUAUAAAGUAAUAUGAUAAAUAACUUUCUGAAUUGAGAGCAAUAUAAUACUAAUAAAACCUUAUCCUUGUCACUGAA
Messenger RNA from Toxotes jaculatrix (banded archerfish), 5751 nucleotides. It is a transcript of the gene mtf1, whose product is annotated as metal-regulatory transcription factor 1. Gene Ontology annotation, molecular function: DNA-binding transcription activator activity, RNA polymerase II-specific; RNA polymerase II cis-regulatory region sequence-specific DNA binding. The transcript has 10 exons. Lineage: Eukaryota; Metazoa; Chordata; Actinopteri; Toxotidae. Gene Ontology annotation, cellular component: nucleus. Gene Ontology annotation, biological process: positive regulation of transcription by RNA polymerase II; central nervous system development. The coding region runs from base 1 to 2448 and encodes 815 amino acids. The record is from RefSeq and is a predicted model, not a curated record.